CAACUCCUUACAAAUCACCCAGAAUUCUACACAUCUGUUGGCUGUCAGCAUCUGCCAGGCUCGCUCAUGUGCAAAUAAUGAAAAGCAUUUGUUACUGCCCAGAACAGGAAUGAAAAUAUUCAGAGAGCAAACCUCCAGAAGCUAAUGGGAUCUCUGAGAAGAGUGAUGCGACACUCAAUCAAAUGGAAACUAAUAGAUAUACUCGACCCCAACAAGUUCACAGGCAAAGUCCUGCCGCUUGAGCUUCAGGAGCACAGAUCAGAGGAAUGCAGCGAUGAUGUGCUUCUGCACACUGGCGAGGGGCAGAGUGUGCAGGAGGCGGCAGGUGUGAGCACCAGCAAUCCGAGCUGCACCGAUUCUGAUGGAAGCGAUCGGGAAGAAAGCACACAACAUUCCACUCUUGUUACUUCAAACGAGUCUCUGGAACCACAUGGAAAUCUUCAACCAGUUAAAGAUGAUAAAAACACUGUGCUGCAUGAAUUGGACACCGACCAGUCUUCUGCUGAGUUAGAAUCCAGAUCUGAUCAUACUCCAUCGAGACAAAAACGUCGCCGAGCUGAGCCGGGCUGUGCCAAACCAAGACGAGCGAGAACUGCCUUCACAUAUGAACAGCUAGUGGCCCUGGAGAACAAAUUCCGCACAACCCGCUAUUUAUCAGUGUGCGAGCGCCUCAAUCUAGCUCUGGCCCUCAGUCUUACAGAAACACAGGUUAAAAUCUGGUUUCAAAAUAGGCGCACCAAGUGGAAAAAACAAAAUCCUGGGGCAGACAGCACAAUUCAGUCUGGAUCUACAAGCCUAUCUCGUGUCAGUCCAAGUCCUCCUGGACCAAGUGUUCUCAGCUUCCACACUUUUCAGACUUAUUCUGCAGGGAAUGUUAUUUGCCCCCCAGCAACUCCGAUCCCUUUAAUGUCAUCCACUGGAGGGCUCCUGUCUCCUUUCCUGAAUUCUCACUACCCAAGCCCAUUUUACGCACCACAUUUAUGAAGACUAUGCGGAUUUGCUCAAUCAAAUUAAGAACUUGUAGACACAGUUUACGUCGAUAGACUGAUCGUUACUUGA
This is a messenger RNA of Callorhinchus milii (elephant shark), 1059 nucleotides long. RefSeq names its product NK1 transcription factor related 2-like,a (gene nkx1-2a). Bases 145 to 984 code for a protein of 279 amino acids. Gene Ontology annotation, molecular function: RNA polymerase II cis-regulatory region sequence-specific DNA binding; DNA-binding transcription factor activity, RNA polymerase II-specific. Lineage: Eukaryota; Metazoa; Chordata; Chondrichthyes; Chimaeriformes; Callorhinchidae. The record is from RefSeq and is a predicted model, not a curated record. Gene Ontology annotation, cellular component: nucleus. The transcript is spliced from 4 exons. Gene Ontology annotation, biological process: cell differentiation; regulation of transcription by RNA polymerase II.